CGUAAAUAAAAUUACCUAAAUAAUCCUGCCGUCAUGCUUAUAAUGUCUUUGUCGUUUGGGGGUAUUUCCGUCUUUUAAGUCGCGUCGAACGGCAAACAGAAACCCACCGCCUCAUUCUUUCCCGCCCGAGCGAUGAAGAUCUCGGAGCUCUCGCCGGACCUCCGCCCCUCUCCCGGCGACCCCCAGCCCACCCUCCGCCUCCUCCUGGACGACAUCGAGUCCUCCGUCAAGGAAAUCGAAUCCCUCGACCCCGAUGACCGCUCCUUCUCCCCGUCGAGCCUCGCCGGCCGCCUCCGCCGCUCCAUCUCCCGCCUGAGCCUCCCCGCCUCGGCUCCCCUCCCAGAGCCCGCCAAGCUCCACCUAUGGAAGCUGAGCUACCGCCUCUGGAACGCCUGCAUCGACCUCUCCAACGCCGCCGAGCUCCUCCCCGCCGACGUCCCCCAUCGGAAGGCCGAACUAGCCGAGCUCCGCCAUGUCGCCGCCGACAUCCUCUUCGUCGCUGGGGUCCCCAUGGGAAUCCCGUCCGCGGGCUUCAAAUCCGCCUCCUUCUUCCACAAGACCGGUCUCCUCUGGCACGAGCUCGGCCGGUUUGAUCUCGCCGCCGGGUGCUUCGAGCGCGCCACCGAGCUGGCCUCCACGGCCCAGGUCGACGGUACCCCGCAGAUCGGCGGCGAGGAGGAGAGGAGACUCCUCCUCGACCUCAACCUCGCCAGAGCACGUACGGCGUGGGAGGUCGCCGAUCGGAAUCUCGCGAUCGCUCUCUUGAAUCGGUCCAAGAAUCUAAUCUUCGGAUCACCAUUAGGGUUUCGAGACCUGGCGGAGCAGUACCUUCAGUUCGGGAAGCUCGAUCUCUCCAAGAAAUCCUCGGAGGGGGGAUCGGACGCGUCGAAGCUUCUGACCGAGGCGUUGGAUCUGUGCGAGAAGGGGAUCGCCUCCGCACGAAGCCGCGGCGGCGGUGGAGGCGAUAACCUAGGAUUGGAGGGCUUGAAGGGACGGUGUCUCCGGUUUCUGGCUGCAGAGCGGCUGCAGGCGGAGGACUACGAGGGGGUGCUGAAGUGCGUCAAGGCUUUGAGGGCCGGUGUGGCGGUAACGCCAGGCACGGAACACCCGAGCGUAGGGUACGUGGCGAUGAAGGCGUGGCUGGGGGCGGGGAGGUUGCGGGAGGCGGAGAUGGAGCUGAUGGGAAUGAUGGCGAACAAGGAGGUUCCAGAGGCCGCGUGCGUCUCGGCUGCGGAGGCAUACCUGUCGGCGGCAGGACCAGAUGCGGCAAGAGCGGUGCUCCUGGGCCUGGCGGGGCGGUGCCAUUCCAGCGCCGCGGCGACGCUAAGGGUGGUGCGAAGGGUGGCCGACGGUGGUGGCGGAGGGAGGGCGAGGGUGGUGGCGGAGCUCACAGCAGAUGAGAGGGUGGUGGAGCUCUUCCAGGGUUCUGCAGCAGCAAAGGAACGGAGCGCAAUGCACGCGCUCCUCUGGAACUGCGGAGCUGAGCAUUUUAGAUCCAAGGAUUACGAAUUAAGCUCCGAGAUGUUCGAAAAAUCGAUGCUUUACGUACCUCGUGACGAGGAGCACCGAUCUCGUCGAUCAAACUGCUUCAGAGUACUUUCUCUCUGUCAUCUCGCCCUUGCACAGCUUGAUCGAGCCCAAGAGUUCAUCGAACAAGCCGAAAAGCUUGAACCUAACAUCAAGUGUGCUUUUCUGAAGUUCAAGAUCCAUCUCCAGAAUAAGGAUGAGAAGGAAGCAAUCAAUCAGAUGCGAGCCAUGCUGGAUUGCAUCGACUUCAACCCGGAAUUCCUCACCCUCUGCACCCACGAGGCCAUCUCUUGCCAGAUCCUCCCUGUUGCCAUUGCUUCAUUGUCUGUCCUCCUCAACCUCUACUCCCCUGGCAAGAAACUGCCGAUGCCUGAAGUUGCAGUGCUUCGAAAUCUUAUCAGCCUGCUCCAUCGAAUCCCAAACAGCGAGCCGGAGAUCCUCAAAUACACCAAGUACGCUCGGGCCAGAAUGGUCGACCUUGGAGUGGAGUGUUUCUUUGGCAAGGGCGCCGUUGGUCGGCGUGAGCUGAAUUGGUUUGCAGGGAUUUCCUGGAACAUGGGGCAAAAGUCCGGAAAGGAGAAGAAUUAUGAAUCCUGUGCCAAGUUCUUCGAGUUGGCGUCGGAGUUCUACAGCGCACUUGGUGAUGAGGAUGGUGGAAACCAAGCCAUAUCUUGCAAGUCCUUAAUCAUCAGUGUAGGUGCCAUGCUCAACGCCGAGGAGCACAAGAAGGCUCCUAUGCCUGAUAGUGAUGUGAAGAAGGCCAUGGAAAUGCUUAAGAGAGCUGGAAAGAUAUUACCCCUGAUCUCAUCAGCCUCAGCUCAAGAGUCCAGAGAUCAUCAAGCAGAGAACUCGGACCUCUUCUUCCUCCACACUUACAGCACAUAUCAACUCACCGACAGACUCGACGAUGCCCGGCCGCAGCAGCUAGAACUGGUGAAGAGCUUCGCUGCUUCUAAAGCGUGCACCGCGCAUCACCUUCUCCAGCUAGGCCUUGCCGCCUGUCGGGGCGAGCAGCACAACCCAGAAGUCGCUGAAUUCGCGCUCAACGCUUCCCUCUCCGUCCUCCUUGCAUCGCCUUCUCCAGAUUACAAUCUGGUCAGCAUCGUCAUCCGGAGGCUGGCCUGCCUUGCUGCAUCCAGAGGCAACGACGGCGGCAACAAUGACGCAGCCUAUGACGUCUACAGGCAAGCCUAUCAGAUAGUUCUCGGGCUCAAGGAAGGCGAGUAUCCCGUCGAAGAGGGGAAGUGGCUCGCAAUGACGGCAUGGAACAAGUCAGGGCUCGCCGUCCGCCUGCGACAGGUCGCCACCGCAAGGAAAUGGAUGAAAAUGGGGUUGGACCUGGCGCGGCACUUGAAGGGCAUGGACAAGUACGUCGGUGGCAUGGAAGAGUGCGUUGCUAACCUUGAGAAGCUCUGUAAUCGAAGUGGUGAGGAGGGAGUUGGGAAUAGCAGAUCUUGACCUGCCUUGGUGGAUGAAGAGCAAAACUAUUCAGUUUAAAGGCAGAUUUUAAUUUGGAACUGUUCUACACAUCCAUUCUUCCGUUGUCUGAACGAUCAUUAUAUCAUAUAAUGCAACACAAA
Musa acuminata AAA Group (dessert banana) is the source of this 3107-nucleotide messenger RNA. RefSeq names its product TPR repeat-containing protein ZIP4. Gene Ontology annotation, biological process: regulation of synaptonemal complex assembly; meiotic cell cycle. Lineage: Eukaryota; Viridiplantae; Streptophyta; Magnoliopsida; Zingiberales; Musaceae. The record is from RefSeq and is a predicted model, not a curated record. The transcript is spliced from 5 exons. Gene Ontology annotation, molecular function: protein binding. The coding region runs from base 133 to 2985 and encodes 950 amino acids.